ACCUGUAAGACGAAGAGUCUGCACACGCGGGACAGUUAAGCGCUCAGGUUAGAAAGGCAAAGAAGCAAUGGCUCUGUCCCAGUGCCUGGACGACUCGCUCUUCAGGGUCAAGUCGACACUCCCCGGAGCCGUGCCGUGUAAUCUGCAGGAGGUGUACAAUGAGAGACACCGGCUCGCCUUGGAGGAGUUGCUGUCCGGGGGGGUCGACGACUUUCUGGGCUUUCUCAGGAAGGAGUCCAUCGCCAACUUCCUGUCGGACGAGGAGAUCCAGUGGAUGCGGGGCGCCGCCGUGGCCCCGCGACGCGCGUCUGUGCUCGGCGAGCACCAGACGCUGCUGCCGGAGCAGCGGUCUCUCAGCAGCUCGAUUGACUGUUUGUCGGUCACUUAUUUCCCCGAAGUGUCGGACGUGGAACCGCCGCCGCUGGAGAUCGGCUGGCCCGCCUUCACUGCGGGCUCUUACCGGGGAGUCACCAGGGCCGUGGCUCACUUCCAGCCGAGCUAUGGCGACAACAUCUACGCUUGCAAAGAAGCAGCAAGGAAAAUGAUCAGCAGUGCCAGAGAGGCGGAUGAAAAGAGGGACAGCAGCGACGGGGAGGAACAUGAACCAGAGCGCGUUGCUGACACUCUCCACAUAUUUGGAGAAGCAAGAUAUUCCCUUUCAUGGCCUUAUGUGAUCGCCAUAGUUACGGAUUCCCUGACAGACCUGGAUAUCUUUAAGGAUCUUCAAGAGGCGUGUUCUGUCCGCAAAGUCCCCGUUUACAUUCUGCUGGACCAGUCAAGCUGUCCCGCUUUCCUCAGGAUGUGCACAAACGUUGGCGUCGGCUUGGAUGAGCUGCAGCAAAUGAGAGUGCGAACCAUAACUGGCACGACUUAUUACACAAGAUCAGGAGCGAGGAUCACUGGAAGAGUUCAUGAGCGCUUUAUGUUGAUUGAUGGGAACCGUGCGGCUACAGGUUCAUACAGGUAUUUGUCCGUUUUGUCCAUCCAUCCAAGCUCACGCUUUGCUCCCACCCACAAAUGUACAUCUAACAGUUUCUUCUUUUAUUUUAUACAUGUACAAACUGAACUCGCAAAAAAAAAAAAAAAAAAGUGUUUCGUGUUUUAGAAAAGAGCUCUAUUUAUGCAGGGUCAGAGGCUUUCAAGUCAAAUUUCAUCUGAUUAUGAUCUGCAAUUGCGCAUUUGGAAGUCAUUUAAAUUCAACGUGGCAAUUUUCGUUUUCAAAUUCCCACUGUCGGAUCCCAUCAGAUCAAAAUGUAAUUUGUUGUGUUCAUAUUUGUGGUCUUAUUACAUAUUGUUCUUUUGGAUGCAUUGUUGUCUCUGAUUUCUACUUGAAACAAUAUUCCUCUUUUUUUUUUUUUUUUUUUUAAAUCCCUGAGGGGGAACAGUCAGGCACAGAGAGAUGUAAGAGUUGUCAAGCAUAGGGGUGUAAAAGUCUCUUAGUUCAGGGGCCACUCAGAGCAAAUGGGCCGGACCACGAAAAUCAUGGCAUGGUUUCUCUAAAUAACAACAAAAAGUUGUGUUUUCCUCUUUGUUUUCAUGCAACUGAUGGCAUCCAAGUCUGGUUGGAAAAGCUGAAUGUACAGAACUCUCCUUUUGCAAAACGUUGAAAAAUGGGCAAUUUGAGUCCCCUUAUUGUCUGCAUGUGUGGGCCUCUUAACUUUGAAGUCAUCACAUGUUCUUGGAACAGAAAAGAGUAUUGCACUGAAAGAUGAAAUCAAGCUAGGGAUUUUAUUUUCACUCCAUGUGGGUCACACGUAUUCAGAGAUGAUCAGUCUUUUUGGAACAAUCUCCUUGUUGCGUUGUCGCAAAUAACAAUAGCGCAAUAAUUAUUACAUUGG
Messenger RNA from Hippocampus comes (tiger tail seahorse), 1838 nucleotides. It is a transcript of the gene sack1d, whose product is annotated as family with sequence similarity 83 member D. The coding region runs from base 68 to 1105 and encodes 345 amino acids. Gene Ontology annotation, molecular function: protein kinase binding. Gene Ontology annotation, cellular component: mitotic spindle pole; cytosol. The record is from RefSeq and is a predicted model, not a curated record. Gene Ontology annotation, biological process: regulation of TOR signaling; protein localization to mitotic spindle; regulation of ERK1 and ERK2 cascade. Lineage: Eukaryota; Metazoa; Chordata; Actinopteri; Syngnathiformes; Syngnathidae. The transcript is spliced from 4 exons.